This is a messenger RNA of Acanthochromis polyacanthus (spiny chromis), 702 nucleotides long. RefSeq names its product nuclear transport factor 2-like. The record is from RefSeq and is a predicted model, not a curated record. The transcript has 5 exons. Bases 125 to 517 code for a protein of 130 amino acids. Gene Ontology annotation, biological process: protein import into nucleus. Lineage: Eukaryota; Metazoa; Chordata; Actinopteri; Pomacentridae. Gene Ontology annotation, cellular component: nuclear pore central transport channel.
GGUCAGUUUUCAGUGAUGUCAUAAGCUAGUGACAGCUCGGAGAAAGCGGGAACGGGAACUCCCUCGGUUCGAUUUGUCUCCACGCUGGAUCAUUUACUGCUGGAAAAAGUUCAAAGCUUCACACAUGGCUUGUGAGAAGGAAAUAUGGCAAAAGAUUGGAGAGGGCUUUGUCCUGGAAUAUUAUAACCAGUUUGACAACACCAACAGGAUGGGACUUGGGAACCUAUAUUCUCCUGAUGCCUGUUUGACAUGGGAAGGAUCACCUUUUCAAGGAAGAGAAGCCAUUUCUGGCAAACUAGUAAACCUUCCUUUCAAGCGUAUUAAGCACAUUAUAACAGAGCAAGACUUCCAGCCAACGAUAGACAGUUGUAUUCUCAUCAUGGUGUUUGGACAGCUACAGGUAGAUGAUGAUCCACCAAUGGCCUUCCAUCAAGUGUUUAUGCUAAAGUCUCAGAACUGUGCGUGGGCGUGCACGAAUGAUGUGUUCCGGUUGGGACUACACAACAUACCAGUGUAAAGAUGUGGCUUUACUGGCUCAUUGAGGUCCAGCUUUGAAUUCAUACUGUAGUCAAGCUGCCAUCUUUGAAAGCUGUAUGUGAAGUUCCUCCAUGUUUACAGCACAUCAGUAAGCAUGCUUUUUGUAGUCAAGAUGUCAUUUGCCAAAUAACAUUCCUAUCCAACUAAAGAAUUUAUGAGUCUGGA